This is a messenger RNA of Bactrocera dorsalis (oriental fruit fly), 2483 nucleotides long. Its product is annotated as cytochrome b-c1 complex subunit Rieske, mitochondrial. Gene Ontology annotation, cellular component: membrane. The transcript has a single exon. Gene Ontology annotation, molecular function: 2 iron, 2 sulfur cluster binding; quinol-cytochrome-c reductase activity. Gene Ontology annotation, biological process: mitochondrial electron transport, ubiquinol to cytochrome c. NCBI's taxonomy places the organism in Eukaryota, Metazoa, Arthropoda, Insecta, Diptera, Tephritidae. The record is from RefSeq and is a predicted model, not a curated record. The coding region runs from base 616 to 1446 and encodes 276 amino acids.
UUGCCCACUACUUUCCAUGUAAUUGCGCGAAUAUUGAAGCUAUCAACUAUAAGCAUUAUACCGGAACGAAGUGGUGUUGAUUCAUGCAUGGUGCUUUCUCAUCUCUUAUUUGAUCCUAAAUAUUAUUAAGCCAAACUACACGCCUGAUACUUUUAAACGCAUACUGGUCUGCCGUUGGAAUUUGUCCAUUCCUUAGCUGCUGAUAAACAAGACCAUAAAAUGAGGUUUAGUAGUUUUAGUUAAACUGACAAGAACAAAUGAUUGACAUCACUAUUCCUUCUCAGUUUCAGUGCGCUUGCAGAAGAUGUUCGAAAGCUGGUUUCGGAACUGUUAUUGGAAUAAUUAGAAUGGAUUUCAAAGGAGCAAGAUGUUUAAUAUCAGGCGUUUAAUGUCAUUAUCACUGGCAAAUAUGAAUUUUUAAAAUUUUACUAACUGAACAAAUUGCCCACGUUAUCGAAAAACUCGAUUAAAAUACGUAACUAUAGUUGACAUUUAAAAAAUUAAUUUUGAGUUUGGAAAUGAGUAGUUCUUCUCUUCCCUUUUCGUCAUUUAAAAAAGACAAAAUUUUCAUAAUUUAAUUAAAAUUAAAUAAAAAAUUCAUACAAUUUCCUCAAUAUGUUUAACGGGUUUUGUAGUGCUCUUAGAACAACAAUUCUGAAUGUGCUUUUGCCUCGACGCAAUGCAUUCCUGUACAUGAUACGUCGCAAUAGGAACUUUGCCAAUCUUGAUUCCCCCUUGAGAAAGAUUGUGGCAGCUUGCCCACCUUCGACUCUCCUCGCCAGGAAUUGCACGCAUUUGUUAGCGCCACUCGCAUUCGUUAAUCAGAAUUUGUCAUCGCUCACGCUACAACUGCGAAACCUUCAUAAUGACAUGAAGGUACCGGAUUUCUCAGACUAUCGUCGGCAAACGGAAAACCCGGAUGACCCAAGAGAUAAUUGUGCUGAACAGCGAAAAACUUUUUCAUAUGCCAUCGUUGCGGCCGGCGCCAUUGGCAGUUGCUAUGCAGCCAAAGGUUUGGUACACGCCUUCGUCCGCUCAAUGAGCGCAACCGCCGAUGUACUGGCUAUGGCCAAGAUUGAGAUCAAAUUGAAAGACAUACCCGAGGGCAAGUCAGUGACAUUCAAAUGGCGUGGUAAACCGUUAUUCAUACGACAUCGCACGGAAGCUGAAAUCGAAGGUGUGCGUUCAGUAAAUAUAUCGACUUUACGCGACCCAGAAUCGGAUGAUAAACGUGUCAAGGAUCCGCGUUGGCUGGUGGUAAUCGGUGUCUGCACACAUUUGGGUUGUGUGCCAAUUGCCAAUGCUGGUGAUUUCGGCGGUUACUACUGCCCAUGUCAUGGUUCGCAUUUCGAUGCGUCGGGACGUGUACGUAAGGGACCUGCCCCACUCAAUUUGGCAGUACCCAAUUAUGAAUUUCCCGAUGAAGAAACAUUGCUGGUAGGUUGAUGCGCAAAAACGUGGGAUAUGGGGAAAAUCAGAAAUAGAAUUGAAAACGCAACAUAUGAAUGAAACUAAAAUGAAUAUAAUUAUAUGGAAUUGAAUACUCAAUAAAAUGGUAGAGAAGCACCCAUUUGCUUUUAUUUCAUCUAAGGAUAUACAUACUUAUAUUGUAUAUAGUAUGUAUGUCAUAUUAUUGACUCUUUACUAUUGUGUCAAGAUGGAUGUUUGACUCGAAGUUAAGGAAUGUAUAUUAAAUUCCGUGGGUUCAUAUAAUGUUUAAUUUCAUACUCGACACUUAAAAAGUGUAAAAGGUUUGAGAAUACUUCUGCCCACUUUCGAAACGUAAAUCGAUAUUUUGGAAUUUUUUUCAUAACUGAAUAGUUAUACUUUCGGCGGUUUUUCAGGUUUUUAUUCAUUUGAGAGAUUAUAACGUAUAAAAAGAGGACUGAAGCGAAUUUCCCAAACCUACCGUUAGGAGACUCCCAUGACACGCGUUGCCACUCAAACAACUACAGGUUUGAACCUAUUCGAUCGGUUUUAACUGCCUUCAUUUCUGUUUUUAAUGAAGCCGUGAUGUUCUGGAAGGGAUUGGAUCAAAUAUGAAAGGAUUUCAGAUGUGUAGCUUUUUAGGCAGUAUGCAAAGAGGUGGUAAGUUUCAAGUGGGGAUUCAUCACAUAUGAAAACACGUAUACUCUUAUACUGGAAUAAAUAAUCACUACAAUAUUAACAACAAAUUUAAAUAAAAAAUGGUAAUUAUAAAUAACAAAAUUUUGACUUCGACUUUGGUCGACUUAAUCAGCAAAGCACAGCCACUUUUGGGCAAAAAUAUAUUUUGCUCAAAAAUAUUAUUUUAAAUUAAAAUCUUAUUUUGUUAUACCACAUUUUUUAUAAGAUAUUCUGUUUAUACGUUUAUUAAAAAAUUUUAUUUUAAUUUAUGUAUAUAAUUAAAAGUAUUUUUGAAGACUUGAUUUCAAAAAAGCUUACGCGUAAAUAUUUUGUUUUAAUUUUGUGUAUGUAAAAUAUAUUUAAACCUUCGCACUGGU